Stylophora pistillata is the source of this 1674-nucleotide messenger RNA. RefSeq lists its product as uncharacterized. Gene Ontology annotation, biological process: protein homooligomerization. The record is from RefSeq and is a predicted model, not a curated record. Gene Ontology annotation, molecular function: protein binding. Lineage: Eukaryota; Metazoa; Cnidaria; Anthozoa; Scleractinia; Pocilloporidae.
GUCCUUUGCGAUCGUCUAGGGGUGUUUGAGACUGUUCCUUUCGAUUUCAAUUUAACUGUUGUGAUCAAGGUAAUCAUGAGUAAAAACACCAAUUCAGAGGGCCAGAAAGAACAAAAACAUGAACUGGAAGAUGCAGAAAAGUUCUUUAAAGAUGCAUGCGAAAUAUUUCAGAGAGAAGCAGUAAAACUUCGUCAGGAGCGAGAAGCAAUUGACGACAUGUCGAAGAAGUUGGAACAUGUUCACUUUUCUUCGACUGUAAAGCUAAAUGUCGGCGGCCACCAUUUCACGACAAGUCUUCAAACGCUUACUAAAGAUCCAAAUUCAAUGCUGGCUGCCAUGUUUUCGGGCAAGUUUGAAAUGAAGCCAGCUGAAGACGGCGCUUACUUCAUCGACCGAGAUGGAACUCACUUCCGGUUUAUACUCAAUUAUCUUCGCAAUGGGGAGUUGAUUUUACCAGAUGGCGCAACAUUUCUCAAAGAGCUCGAAGCUGAAGCGAAGUUCUACCAGAUCCGAGGAAUACUGGAGGAGUUAAAUACUAGAGAACCAAAGUAUUUUGAAGAUUCCGUGAUACUGACGAAUGAAGAGCACCGAAGCGUGUUAAAUCGUUGGUUAUCUCCACAAGACGGCAAAUGGAAGCUUCUAUUCAGAGGUUCCCGAGAUGGCUUUGAAGCUCAAACGUUUCACUCCAAAUGUGACAACAGAGGGCCCACUGUCACCAUUGUAAAGAGCGGAAAUUACAUUUUUGGAGGAUUCUCUGAAAAAUCGUGGGACAGUUCUGGCAGGUGGUUCAGGUGCUCACAAGCGUUCUUGUUCAGCAUGGUUAACACCAAUGGACUGGGUCCAACUAAAUUGCAGCUUUUUGACAAUCACGAGCACGCCAUCUACUGUGAGACAAGUUGUGGACCGACGUUUGGUGAAGGGCAUGACUUGUAUAUAUCAGGGGACGCAAAUGUAAAUAGUUCAAGUUUCGCCUGCCUCGGCAACUCUUAUCAGUGUCCCACAGGACAGGUUGCUGAAACAUUCCUCGCGGGAAGUGGAAAUUUUACAGUUACUGAUUACGAAGUGUUUGAACUUCAGAAAUGACAAACCAAAUAUUCUUUCCCAUGUUACGGGCUAUCAGGCUAGUAAGAUGUCCUCAGAGCUUUAAUUUAUGAGUUUCAUAAUCAUCACUUUUUGAAAAGGGCCUCUUGGAAAAGUCUUGCAGAUCAGCGUCCCAGUUUCACUACUCAGUCGACUUCUCUCCAGCUAACAGAGAACCAUCUCGCCUCAAUCUUCACAUUGCCAACUAAUUACUCCACCCCUCCCCCCCUGCUCCAUUUCUCGCUCGAUAAGCUAUUAAUAAGAGAUCAAAGGGUCGACUCACAGAUUGUGUCACUGUCGCUAUCAUAAUUGGAGCCAAAGCACAGCGUUUGAGGUUGAUAUAGAACUGAUUUAGUCGUUCAUGAGGGGGGUCCAAUCUAAUUAUCAGACUUCCUAUACCUGAACUAUACCAAAGAGUCAUGGCUGUUCAUUGUUUCUUUCUUUUGUCUUUGUUUUUCACAGGAUGAAAUAACUAAAUUAAGUUUCCUUAAAGGUAACUUAAAGGUUAACAUUAGAAGUAUUUAAGUCAUCUUUAGGUGACAUACGAAAGUUCUGAAAUGUAUCUUUAAUUGAACUUUCCGAAGUCAAUUAAAG